Messenger RNA from Microcebus murinus (gray mouse lemur), 6388 nucleotides. NCBI's taxonomy places the organism in Eukaryota, Metazoa, Chordata, Mammalia, Primates, Cheirogaleidae. The record is from RefSeq and is a predicted model, not a curated record.
AUCCUUCUUCCUUAACCUUUGGAAUAGCUGAGACUAUAGGCACCUGUCACUGUGCCCAGCUGUGACUGUUCAGAUUUUAACUAGAUGUUGUGUAAAUUAUUGACCUCAGAGUUUCAGCUAAAGCCACAUUCACAUGUUAAUGUUACAUAUUUCUGAAGUUGGGAUCAGAGCUAUUCAGUAAGUUUUGAGGGGAUGUUUACACAUUGUCUGUGAACUUGCUUCAUCUAUAACUUUCAGAUGAUGAUGAAUGGUCUGACCAGUGGGAUAUAUUAUUGUGACUAUGACUUUUUGCUUUUGCCAAUGAUAAAGAAUAUAGUCCCCCUUUCACUGAUAAAACAGAGUUUCUCAUACUAUAGACUGAAGACUGCCUACAACAUAAUCACCUGUGGAGUAAUUCUGAACUCUAAUUCCUUGUCUCCAUUCCAGAAGAUUCUGAAUUGGCAAACCUUGUGUGAUGCUCAGCAACCUGCAUUAUGAUAAGCUCCUCAAAUGGUUCUUAUAUGUCCUGAAGUUUAAGAACACCCUAUUAUAAUGGGUUAAUUCAAAGACUCCUCAAAGGCCUCAGGAGUGUUUAUUGAUAAAGUCCAAUGUCAGGUGCAAAUUCAAAGAUAAAUGAACUGAUGGAUCCAAUGUCUCUUGCCAAAAUAAUCUAUGAUGACUGAGUCUAUGAGAUGUUAAUGUUUUCUGAAACAAGACUUCUGUGAUUAAGCUUGGGAAAUGCUGGGUUAAAGUCAAAUUAAAUCAUUUACCAGAGGAAUUUCCAGAAACUCUAAUAGGCCAAGUAUGCAAUUAGAUUCUCCAUAGGAAGAAUCUUUUAUUCAGGGAACAUCUCACAGACUAAUUUCCCUUGAAGCACACUGCUAAACUAGUCCCAUUUUACAAUUGGGAAAACUGAGACCAAGAUUGGCAAAGAAACCGACCUCACUUCAAGGAAAUUACUGAAUAGGGAUGAAUCAGAGCUCUGAUUCUUCACCUCAUAUCAUGACAACUUUUGGUUUCCAUUAAUAGAGUCAGAUUGUGGCUGUCCUAAGUAAAAAAGGAAAUUAUUUGGGGGAAAAUGGGAGCUUACAGAAUCAGCAGGAAGCUGGGAGACCAGGUGAAUAAGGCCAGAAACCAAGGGAGACAUAAGCAAGUACCAGUAAGUGUCUUAGUCACGAGAAUGAGUUCUAAUCAUCCCUUCACUUUGGACCACUUGCUGAAGAUUCAGAAUCCUGGUUGGGAAUAUCUAAUUUUCUGAACUUCAGAACUUAAUUCCUGCAGUGGCUGUUUGGCAGAAGCUGAAAGCUACUACUGCAGGGAACCAAUUUGAACUGAAGUUCAUGAAGUCUGAGAUCAACGGACUGGCAACUCUUCGGGCUUCAGAAAUAAUGUGGUCAUGCUGUGUGUGUCUCAUUGCACUUCUGGGUUACGGUUCACUUAAUUCUAUGGGAUAAAAUAGGCCUCUGUUUAAAAUAGCAUUUUCACCUGCAAGUUAGAAACAAAUAAAACAAAACUAAUUUUGAAGUAAAAACCCUGUCUCUCCUAUAACUUGCCUAUAAAUUCCACAUGCUAAAAUUAUAGAAAUGCUUUUACUAAUACAAAACAGAAAAUAUGAAAAAACAAUUGACAGUUGUUAUUUUAAAAGGAAGUGGAAAUCCAAAAGAGGAAGACGUGAGGCUUAGCAAAACACUGGACUUAAAAAUGAUGCAAACAAAGCUAGGAGAGAAGGAAAGUAAACUGGUAAAGAGUUUUACAAUACUUGUACACUAUAAAAUGUAAUGGAAUGUGUGAUGUCCCUAUUAUGAUUUGGAAUUUAAGACAAAAACGAAAGCAAUGCGUUAGAUCCACUCCCCAUGACCCUGUUCAUAGUAGUCAUAUAACUUGGUGCUCCCUUUCUGUGCACGCAGGUACUUGAAGAUUGCUCCUAAGAAAAUGCCACUUCAGUGGUGGACGGGUAUCUUUCUGGCAAAAUAUUGUUUAAUUAUUUUACCUUAUUAACCUGCGAGUGAAAAAGAAUGUUUGCCAUUUCUAAUACAGGGACAGAUCUGGGCACUUGGAGUACAGAAAUGAGCACAACAUAGCAAGCGAGAGUGAUGGUUAAAUGGACGAUGACAACGCAGUGCUUUAGAAGCAGGGAAAAGAGUCCGGUGUGAACUGCACUCAACUUCGAUCUGUACAGAGGGGACCAGGUGUUUUAAAGGGAGAAUGAAGGAGUAGAGAGAAAGGUGGAAAAAUGUUAAUCAGUGAAACAGCCUAUUUUUGGUCAGGAGGAAUGGCACAAAGUAGAUCUGAAGGAAAUUUGGUUGACAUGGAAGCCCAGAAACUCUCAAAAAAUUGCAGUACUACAGAAUGCCAAGACCCAGACUUUCUUCACAAUUGGCCGGAAGCUUUUGCCCUUCAUGGUAAUAAUGCUUGCAAAGCUACGAAUCCAUUCUGGAAUGAACUGUCUGCUUCUAACCCAUUUUUGGAUGACAUAACUCAGCUAAGAAAGAACAGGAAGAGAGAUAAUAUUUCCAUCUUGAAGGAAGAUCCUUUUCUUUUUUUAAGAGAAGUAGAAAAUGGAAAUUCUUUUGAUUCCUCUGGUGAUGAACUCGAUGUGCGAAAAUUACUUAGGCAUUCCUCCUCAAGGAAAUCUGGAAGAUCUAAAAGUGUUUCAGAACUUCUGGACAUUUUAGAUGACACAGAACAUGCCCCUCAGAGUAUACAUAACUCUGACCAGAUCCUAGAACAAGACUUAGAAUGGCUUCAAAAUGACAGAGAAGCUUAUAAAAUGGCUUGGUUAAGUCAACGCCAGCUGGCCCGCUCCUGUCUGGAUUUGAAUACAAUUAACCAGAACCCUGGAUGGGCCCAAACACAAGUUGCAGAGAUCACCAUAGUUUGUAAAUUAAACCACCAAGGAGGGUCGGUACAAUUACCUGAAUCAGACAUCACUAUUCACGUACCCCAAGGCCACGUAGCUGUGGGAGAAUUCCAAGAGGUGUCUCUAAGGGCUUUUCUUGAUCCUCCACAAAUGCUUAACCAUAAUCUUUCCUGCACUGUAAGCCCUCUGUUGGAAAUCACGUUAGGAAACCUUAAUACAAUGGAAGCCAUUUUGCUGGAGAUGAAAAUUGGUGCUGAGGUGAGAAAGGAUCCUUUCAGCCAAGUCAUGACAGAAAUGGUGUGUUUACACAGCCUGGACAAAGAAGGCCCUUUCAGGGUGUUAAGCAACUGUUACAUUUAUAAAGAUACCAUCCAAGUCAAGCUAAUGGACUUGAGUCAGGUGAUGUAUCUAGUGGUUGCUGCACAAGCUAAAACUAUUCAGUCACCAGCCACCACCAUUUGGGAUUAUAUCCACAAAAUCACCUCAAUUGGAAUUUAUGGACCCAAAUAUAUCCAUCCCAGUUUCACUGUUAUUUUCAUAGUUUGUGGACACAGUUACAUGCCAGGAAAGCUUACAAUCUCUGAUAUUAAGAAGGGUGGAAAAAACACAUCUCCAGUUGUAUUUCAGCUCUGGGGGAAGCAUUCAUUUUUACUUGACAAGCCACAAGAUCUAAGUAUUUCUGUUUUUUCAUGUGACCCUGAUUUUCAAGUAAAGGCAGAAGGAGACAGGAAAGGAAUUAAACAAAAACAGUUGGAAGCAGGUGAAAUAGUUCAUCAACCAUUUUUAUUUUCUUUAGUUGACCACAGAGAGAUGCACUUGUUUGUUUUCUGUGUUCAGGUGGAGCCCUCCCAUGGUGAAGCAGUUGCACAGUUCUGUAUCACUACACCUGAUCCAGCCCCGAACCUAAAAAGGCUCUCAAAUCUGCCAGGUUAUUUGCAGAAGGAGAAGAAAAUCAAGUCUACUCCUUUAUUACCAACAGUGCUUGUUAAAUAUCCCACAUUUCAAGAUAAAACGUUGAACUUUACCAACUAUGGGGUGACCUUGAAGGCAGUACUGAGACAAAGCAAGAUUGACUACUUACUUGAAUAUUUCAAAGGUGACACAAUAGCACUUCUUGGAAAAGGGAAGGUCAAAGCCAUUGGGCAGUCCAAAGUUAAAGAAUGGUAUGUGGGAGUCCUCAGAGGUAAGAUUGGACUUGUCCAUUCCAAAAAUGUCAAGGUGAUUUCAAGGGAACAAGUAAUGUCUACGUCAGAUACCAUCUUUACAACCAGAAAUCUUCUUGAACAAAUUGCUCUGCCUUUUAAAAAACUAACUUAUAUCUACUCAGUUGUAUUGACCUUGGUGUCAGAAAAAGUUUAUGACUGGAAAGUUUUAGCUGAUGUCCUGGGUUACUCGCAUCUGGCACUGGAAGAUUUGGUUCAAACACAAGCGGACAAAGAGUCAGAAAAAGUUUCCUACGUUGUGAAGAAGUUAAAGGAAGAUUGCCACGCAGACAGAAAUACGAGAAAGUUCCUUUACGAACUUAUUGUGGCUCUGCUGAAGAUGGAUUGCCAAGGAUUAGUAAUACAUCUCAUCCAAGAGGCUGCUAUUCUGACUUCGGCUGUCAAGCUUGGAAAAGGCUGGAGGGAACUAGCUGAAAAGUUAGUACGACUCACAAAGCAACAAAUAGAGGCAUAUGAAAUUCCUCACCGAGGAAAAGCUGGGGAUGUUGCUGUUGAGAUGAUGUGGAAACCUGCCUAUGAUUUUCUCUAUACCUGGAGUGCUCACUAUGGAAAUAGCUACAGAGACAUAUUACAAGACCUUCAAUCAGCUUUGGACAGAAUGAAAAACCCUGUGACCAAACAGUGGCGAGACUUAACUGGAGCUUUAAUACUAAUAAAUUCAUUAGAGGUUUUGAGAGUAACUGCAUUCUCCACUUCUGAGGAAGUAUAGAAAUGAAGGGCACGUUUUUAAGUGGAGAAAAAUGAAGUCCCUCCUCUGCUUCCAUAUGAAGUUUCCCCCAAUGUGCUGCGGUAUGGCUCAGUGAGAGUGAAGUUCCCAUUAUGCCAGGUGGGAUAAUCCAGAGAUAUUUUUCAGAAUAAAAUGACACGUUGAAGGUUAGUUUUUUGCAUGCUCAUUUACUGGUCCACAACACAAAAGAAAAAGUGAACACGUAUAUAUACGAAACUUGAAUUUGUACAUAUCUAGCAUCUGAUAUGUAUCUGAUAUUCAGCAUCAAGAUUUCACUGAAUGUUGUAGAAAUAUGUGGCUUUUGCAUACAUAUUUUACAUUGUUUUCUAUUUAUGUACAUCUAGAAAGCUUCAAGCAUAAUAAAUAGUUUUGCAAUUUUGAAUAAAAAUGUCAGUUACUAUAUGAGGGAAUAGAGGUGGAGAGAUUAGCACUGGAUACGAAUUAGUAAUGUCAAGGAGAAAAUUCCGGAGUAAGCACUGUUGUUGUCUUAAGGAGCACAGCAUGGAUGACUUCCUCUGCAAGACACCGGUCCAGGAGUUGACAGUUGGGGCUCCUAAUCUUUGCCCAUUAAUCCCUAUGUAGACCUGUCCCUCAGCCUUCUUUUGCUUCAGUUUCCCCCCCGAGUAAAAGGAGAAGCUGGAUCCAAGUAACCUCUAAUAGUGCCCUUAGGUUUAAAUGUCUAUGACUGUAUAAUGAGUAGAAUAUAUUGUGCUUUUGUGUAUUCAUUUUGCUAUGAGCAAAGAGAAUGUAAAUGAACAGUAAUAAUUUGAAUACCGGUAAUGCACAAUAAAAUAAUUUCCCCUUUGUGUGAUGCACAGCACAUAUAGCACACCUACAUAAGCACACUAAGCACUUUAUAGAUAUUUCAUUUAUUCUUUACAUAACCUUAUAAAAGUGGUUAUAUAAUAUGUACUGUUUUGAAUAUUUGGAAAUCACCAACUAAUCAAAACAAACUACAGUAUGGUGAUUGAGUACUGAGUUAGAGGUCAGCAAUGGUUUUACUGGGAGCUACUCAAACCACACUGCCAAACAUACUUCAGUCUCAUUGCCAAGAUCUUAGACCAGGCAAUAUUAUGGUAGCGGUUCUGCAACUACAUCAGCAGCAGAAUCACCUGGAGGGCUUGUUGGAUAGACAGCUGGACUCCACCACCAGAAUUUCUAAUGGAGCAGAUCUGGAGUGAGGCCUGAUAACUUGCAUUUCUAAUAAGUUCCCAAGUGAUUCAGAUGUUGCUGAUCCAAGAACCCCACUUUGAGAAAUGCUGUAUUAAAAUUUCCUUCUUCUCUAUAGAACAAAAGAGUCUUUGUUAAAUCAAAAACCUUUACUUUUACACAGUACAAUUGCAUGUCAUUCUCUUAGAGAAAUUGUUUUUAAAAUUGUAAAAGAACACCAAAAAUUACUUUGUCAUAAUAGCUCAGGUUAUUUAUAUAAAGUGAACUUUUUCAUAAUGAGGUAAUAAAUGCCUGGAAAAUAAUGAUUUUGAUUGUAAAAUUAAUUAAAAUAAUCAAUAUCUCUAUGUCUCAUUUAAAGUGUAAAUGUAUUUAAAUAAAAACACGUUAAUGAUAGUUUGAAACAUGUAAUCAGUAUGUUAAGAUAAUUUU